AUGAGGAACUUGAGAAGAUUCUGCCUCUGCUCAUCAGAGUUUCUCAGCUCAGUGUUGACAGGCUCAUGUUGGUAAGGCUGAUCCACUUCUGCAGGACAAAUGAGCUCCAGCAGGAGGCAGCAGCACUUCUUACUGCUCUGCAGAACAAGCUGGACUUUUCUUCCCACAUAGGUCUGGAUCUGACUGAAGCAGUACAAGAUAAACUUCUGUAUCUGACCACCAGCUACUGUGAAGACAUCAUCUCGGCCAUCCAGAACACUAACAAGCUCACAGAGCUCAUACUAGAGGAUUGUAGAAUUGAGGACACUGGAGUGAACGUGCUCUUCUCCAUCCUGCAUAAUGUGAGACUACGGUGCAGUAAAGCAGUUCUGCUCCAGUUCCUGUCUCUUGUAUCUAUAGAGAAUCAGUUGAAGUGUUGCAAACGUGCUCUUGAUCUUACCAGAGCAUUAGAUAGACAGGUGGACCUCAGUGAGACCCGGCUAGACCUUCAGGCUUGUAAAUCACUGGCACUCUUACUGGAAUUUUCUGAAGGGCUUUCAGAACUGGACCUCAGCCACUGCCAACUUACUGAUGACAGUCUGGAGCCACUGCUUACACACCUGCAUAAAACAGCCAUACUGGAUCUGAGCCAUAAUAAAAUAGAUGACCGCUUAGCAAAAAGAAUCUACAAAGAAGUUUCCACCAGCUGCAACAUACAGACAGUUCGACUCUUCAACAACAGAAUUACUGAUAAAAAGAUCUUCCAACAAGACAAGCGCUUUGAGAUCUGGUGAUGACUGUGGACCAUUCUCUCUUUUUAAUCAUCUGAAUAGAAGACAUGAAGAACUGUGUAUACAUGAGUAAAUAACAAGUGACAGUAAUAGCAUAUAUACUCUAAUAUUAGUAUACACGUUUGUGAGUAAAUGGAAUGACUGUUAUGUGGUAACUCUUAUCUGCUUGUUUAGUUCCACAUUUUCGAGAUAGUUGAUUUGUGUAUGUGCUUGGGUGGCUCAGCAGUAACUUGUUGUAACAGCUUGUAACAGUAACAGUGCUGUGAUGAUCAAAUAUGAAAAUGUAAUGCUUUUUUUUGUUUAUUUAUUUAAUUAUUAAGAUUUAAACAUCAUGUUUUACACUUUGGUUCCAUUCAUGACAUGACAAGU
This is a messenger RNA of Trichomycterus rosablanca, 1139 nucleotides long. RefSeq names its product NACHT, LRR and PYD domains-containing protein 3-like. The record is from RefSeq and is a predicted model, not a curated record. Gene Ontology annotation, biological process: intracellular signal transduction. Bases 66 to 773 code for a protein of 235 amino acids. Gene Ontology annotation, molecular function: protein binding. The transcript is spliced from 5 exons. NCBI's taxonomy places the organism in Eukaryota, Metazoa, Chordata, Actinopteri, Siluriformes, Trichomycteridae.